AUGACAGAGGACAAUUGUUUCGUUUAUGCUUGCAUUCAGGCUGGAGUAAAUGAAGAAACUAUUGACCACAUGAGAGAAGUCAUUCGUGUUAGAGACUUUCCUCAAAGUAAAGUACAAGAAAUUUCUGACGCAACUGGUAUAGCAUUCAAUGUUACCAUUGGUUAUUUCAAUGACUCAAGACAUAAUGAAAUAAAGAGAUAUAUACCAAAAGAAUGCGAAACUGUUAGAACUAUUGACUUACUUCUUGUUGAAGACCACUACAUGCUAAAUGAAAGACUUCCAAUGACAACAUAUUUCAUUCGAAACUAUAAAGAAAUUCUCAAAGCUUGUGGUGGAAUGAACAUUGAGAAACAGAUGAAGAUUUAUACAAAGAGAGAAGAUAAAUAUGUAGUUCGUUAUGAUAGAACAACACCGUUAUGGGAUGUUAUGAAAACAUUGUGGGAGUGCAAAUAUUUCGAACCUAUUUCUUAUGGAGAACUUUUCACAUAUACUACUGACUUAUAUAAACAGAACCUUGCACCAUUUAAAGAUUUGACAUAUGCUCCAAAGUAUUGUGUACAACUGAAGAAGAAAGCAGAGUCAAAAGAAGUAAAUAAAGCUAAAUGUAAAUUCAUACCUGAGCACGUUUUCUUUGCUGACUUUGAGUGUAGUACGGAUGGCUUUCAUAAAGCUUUUAACAUCUGUUAUGACAGUGAAGAUGGUUCAGUUAGUGAAAGUAUUUGGGGUCAAAACUGUGCAACAGAAUUUUUGGAAAGACUUCCUGACAAGAGUUUAAUAUAUUUCCAUAACCUCAGUUAUGACAUAAACUUCAUCUUAAGACACAUGACAGAAGUGAAAGGAACUCCCAUCAUUAAAGGUUCACGAACAAUGCAAAUAACUGGUUUAUAUAAAGGACGGGCAAUUAUUAUAAAAGACUCUUACAGUGUUAUAAAUAAGAAGCUUAAACUAUUUCCUGCUAUGUUUAACUUACAAACAGGACCGAAAGAAGUAUUUCCAUAUAACUACUACAGCAGUGUUUUGUUAGCAAAUGACAACAGAACUGGUGUCAUUUCUGAAGCAU
Molecule: messenger RNA, 1060 nt
Organism: Trichomonas vaginalis G3
Lineage: Eukaryota; Parabasalia; Trichomonadida; Trichomonadidae
Product: organellar and viral DNA polymerase type B
Exons: 1
Biological process (GO): DNA replication
Molecular function (GO): nucleotide binding; DNA-directed DNA polymerase activity; DNA binding
Source: RefSeq, a predicted model, not a curated record